Synchiropus splendidus (mandarinfish) is the source of this 6060-nucleotide messenger RNA. It is a transcript of the gene sema4bb, whose product is annotated as sema domain, immunoglobulin domain (Ig), transmembrane domain (TM) and short cytoplasmic domain, (semaphorin) 4Bb. The record is from RefSeq and is a predicted model, not a curated record. The coding region runs from base 1407 to 3920 and encodes 837 amino acids. Gene Ontology annotation, biological process: negative regulation of axon extension involved in axon guidance; positive regulation of cell migration; semaphorin-plexin signaling pathway. The transcript is spliced from 15 exons. NCBI's taxonomy places the organism in Eukaryota, Metazoa, Chordata, Actinopteri, Syngnathiformes, Callionymidae. Gene Ontology annotation, molecular function: chemorepellent activity; semaphorin receptor binding.
UUUAACAGUCGUAUUUUAUUGUCUUAAAACUGGUUUUGUGGAGUGAGCCAUAUGCACGUUGUUUUCUGAAUGGUUUCAUGUACUCCACUUAUUCUAUUCUAAAUAUUUGUUUUAUUCCUAACUCAUGUACCUCCAUUACUAAACUCCAUUUUACCUCAGAGUAUCAGGCAGGCUGUGUAUUGACAGGUAUCUUUCAAUCCAGUACAUAUCUCGAUACAGGAGUGCUGAAAUGAUACAUCGUGUUGUAUUACACUACUGUAAGUUCAGCAAUGUAUUGUCAUAUUUGUUACCUUUUGAGCAAUGUUUUCUUACUCUGGAGUAUCAUCACCAACAGAAUGUAUGAUGCAUACAAGCAAAGAACCAGGUCUCUCCACUGCCUGACCCCAUUCUCUCUGUUGUGAUGCAGAAGUGUGUCUUUAAGUUCAGGUCGAUGAGCGUCUCUAUUCUUCGGUAAACACUUGUUGAUCUUGUUACCAUGGUGAUGGAUAGCAGCGGUGUGUUGGCCGACAUAACAAAUGGUUAAUAUUGAAGGAGACAGCAGCGGCUUGUCUUUGCUUGCUCUCCACAAAAGCUGCACCGACUGGUUGCAUAAUUGAGACUAAUGACAAAAGCAGAGUCUGACAGAGGUGUGUGUGUGUGUGUGUGUGUGUGUGUUGUCGGGAGCCAACGCUGCAUCAAUUAAAGUCCUCGACUCAGGCUCCUGUCAUGUGAUGGAAAUCUUCUUACGCAACUCCGCAGAGAAGCUGAUGUCUUCUCUCUGUUGUUUGAGAGGACGAGAUGAACUGUGACUUCCAGUCAUGGAAAACUUUCACUUGGAGUUUCCUGUCUCGUCCGCCGACUGGUUCCUCUCGUGGAGUCCUCAUGUCAGAUUUAACCAUGGUGAUUUCAAAGAGCCGCAGAUUAUUUCAAUGACCCUUUCAUUCCGUGGUGUUUUUUCUGUUUAUCUGUUGAUGCUUUAUGGUAGAGCCCAAUGUUGGGGACUUUGUAAAUGAUGAGAUCUGGAGCUGCUGAUGUGGCACGAUCUCUUUUCAAAGGACUUGUUAUGUCUGACUAUUUCUUCUCGUGACCCCACAGAAGUUUGCUGCGAGGAUGAGUGAUGCGAUCCUCAGACCUUCAAUGAGUGAGUAAACGGCCGCUGGUUGGAGCUUAGCGCUGAUCCUCCGGCGUGCACCAUGAGAAGAUGAAAACAAGCAGCGUUUAAUUCCUCCUCCCUGCGUGAGGAGUCUGCUCACCGCUUGUAAGGACCUGUGGGACUACAAGAACCAAGUCAAGGACACGCUCACACCCACACACCCUGCGGGAGGAUGGGAGCACGUCAAUAGAGAGGAGCGCCGCUUCAUGAAAUCCAAGGAAUAUUAAAACAAACUCUUGGUCCGUGCAUGUUUGCGUGAGAGGAGCCGACUACGAUGUGGACUGCAAUCCUGCAGGGUCAGCUCGCUGCCGCGCUGCUAUUGGCCAGCUGCCUGCAGUCAGUGACGACCACGGAGGAAGAUGCCACGCCUCGCAUCAGCUUCCCGUACAAUGCUAAAGAGCGCUCGUCCAAAAGGUUCUCUGCCAAAGGCGUCUUCAACUACACCUCUCUGCUGCUGAGCCAGGAGGACGACAUGCUGUACGUGGGCGCCCGCGAGGCCCUGUUCGCCCUCAGCCUCUCCGACAUCAGCAGGAGCAGGCUGCAGAAGAACUUGACCUGGGACACCCCUGCUGGAAAGAGAGAGGAGUGCAGCUUCAAGGGCAAAAGUCUUCAGACCGAUUGCUUCAACUACAUCAAAGUCCUGCUGCGACUCAACGCCACUCACCUAUACGUGUGCGGCACCUACGCCUUCAGCCCCGUCUGCGCCUAUAUCAACACGUCGACGUUCACGCUGGAGAGAGACGAGGCUGGCGAGAUCCUGAUGGAGGACGGUAGAAGUCGCUGUCCCUUCAACCCCGAGUACAAAUCCACCGCCAUCAUCGUCGAUGGUGAACUGUACACCGGAACCGUCAGCAACUUCCAGGGCAACGAACCCGUCAUCUACAAGAGCCUGGGUCAGGGCCCAGCUCUGAAGACGGAGAACUCGCUCAAGUGGCUGCAAGACCCUGUCUUCGUUGGCUCCACGACCAUCGAGGAGAGUCAGCCGGUGGGAAACCCAGUGGGAGACGACGACAAGAUCUACUUCUUCUUCAGCGAGGCGGGGAAGGAGUUCGACUUCUUCGACAACACCAUCGUGUCACGGAUCGCUCGCGUGUGUAAGGGUGACAAGGGAGGCGAGCGUGUGCUGCAGAAGAAGUGGACCACCUUCCUGAAGGCCCAGCUGCUGUGCUCCCUGCCCGACGACGGCUUCCCCUUCAACAUCAUCCAGGACAUGUUUGUGCUGAAGCCCAUGGGAGACAGCUGGGAGAGCACGGUCUUCUACGGCGUCUUCACGUCCCAGUGGUAUAAAGGGGCGUCGGGCAGCUCGGCGGUGUGUGCCUUCACCAUGGCGCAGGUGGAGCGGGCCUUUAGCGGGCGCUACAGGGAGGUGAACAGGGAGACGCAGCAGUGGUACACCUACAACCACCCGGUACCAGAACCCCGGCCCGGCGCGUGUGUGACCAACCAUGCCAGACAGAUGGGCAUCCAGUCCUCGCUCCACAUGCCCGACAAGGUGCUCAACUUCGUCAAGGACCACUUCCUGAUGGACAGCGUGAUCCGCAGCACGCCGCUGCUGCUGAAGCGCAGCGUGCGCUACACUCAGAUCGCCGUGCACCAGAUCCAGGGCAUGGAGCGCGCCUACGACGUGCUCUUCAUCGGGACAGAUGACGGGAAGCUGCACAAGGCCAUCAACGUCAACGACAAGAUGCACAUCAUCGAGGAGAUGGUUCUGUUCCCGCAUCCACAGCCCAUCCAGCACAUCGAACUGGACCCUCAGAGGGGCCUGCUCUUCGUCUCCUCCUACUCGGGUCUGGUGGAGGUCCCGGUGGCCAACUGCUCCAACUACCAGAGCUGCGGCGAGUGUGUGCUGUCCAGAGACCCCUACUGCGCCUGGACCGGGAGACUGUGCCGCGACGUGAGGAUGGCUCCUCCGGACAGUCACUGGCAGCAGGACGUGGAGGAGGCCGACACAUCCGCCAUCUGCAACCGAACGGUUCCCAGCGGCCGCUCCUUCAGGCCCGCGUCCUCCCGCGUCUCGCACUGCCAGCUCAUCACCAUCCCGGCCAACGCCUUCCGAGUCCUGCCCUGCAAGCUGCGCUCCAACUUGGCCCAGCGCAGGUGGCGCUACAGUGAGGGUGCCAGCAAGUUCCUCUACGCCACCCCGGAAGGCAACCUGGUGGUGGUGGCCCCGGCGGAGAGGACGGAGACGUACGAGUGCUGGUCGGAGGAGGAGGGCUUCCGGCAGCUGCUGGCCAACUACUGCGUGAGAGCCGAGCCCCGGCAGGAGAGCAGCACGCUGCCGAGGGGCCACUCGCCGCGCGCCCCGCACGUGCUCCCCGAGCAGAGCAUGGUCCUGCCGGGCGAGUCCCGCUCGCCACAGAGCCACACCAAGACCUACUGGAACGAGCUGAUCGUGGUGUGCGCCCUGCUGGCCUUCUCCCUGCUGGUCUUCUCUCUCUUCGUCAUCUACCGCAACCGCGACCACAUGAAGUCCGUGCUGAAGCAGGGCGAGUGCCCCAACGUGCCGCAGAAGAAGCCCAGGAUGGUGGGCAAGCCUGCCGAGAGCCUCCCGCUCAACGGCUCCACCAUCCCCGUCUCCACCUCCGACCACAAGGGCUACCAGACGCUCAACGACAACUACAUCUGCAGCACGCCCACGCACGAGUCCUCGCCCGAGAACAGCAAGAGCUUCUCCGAGGCGUCCGACCGGAGGCCGCUGAACCUGAAGGAGAGCCACGUGGAGUACUCGCCCACCUGCCCGCGGCCACGGGUGCGGCUGGGCUCCGAGAUCAAAGACUCCAUCGUAUGAGAGCCGGCGCCGCGGACGGUCCGACAGCGUCGCAACAUCCUUUAUGUUCGUCAGCGAGAGGCGAGGGACGGGACGGGAAGUGGACGGGUCCGUUCAUGGCAGCUGUUUUCUUUGGGUCAUUGCCGUCACCACUCGCAGUAUUUAUGACAGAACCUCGCCACCCUCGGGUUCUGAUCCAUGCCAAUGGUUUAGUGCUUCAUCUUGUCUGGGUCCGCCGCGACGCUCUGAAGUGUAUCGACAGUGUCGCGCUCUGACGGACCACAGGGGGUGAAGCAGCUCGGGAACCAACCACCCACCUGUUUAUUCCACUGGUUUCAGGUCGCAAAGUUGGCGGUUGAGGACCAGAACACUCGCUAGGAAUUACAGGUCAGGGUCCGAAAUAUCUGUUCCUAGACGCAGUAGUCUCUGUGACCCCCGUCCCGCUGAUGAGCGCCUCCUUCUGGCUCAGCUCACCUUUGUCCACCAACCAUUUCAUCUGAGCUUCAGCCGAAACCAUCCUGAAUCUCCAGGUCCUUCGGCGCAGCUCGCUUGAGUAUGUACUUCCUGUUUCCUGCCAGGUGGUCCGGAUCGUCCGCGCUGGUCUGUAACGUUGAAUGUACGCGACCCGGCACCUCGCUCAUGAUCAGGGCAGCGCAGACCUCCGCUGUGCCAACGUAGUAAUAAUAACCAUGGAGGUGCGCCCGCUGCGGGCCGAGGCCACGCCCUCGCUGCGGAGGAGCACAGAGCAGGUUCUCUUCAGGCACAAAGGAAUGUGAAGGUCGGACCUUUCAGACAGAACUGGAGCCGCUGCUUCGCUCGGACACACUCCGGUAUGACAGAAUGUUACGGUCACGUGACCCGUGUGUUUGUAAACUACAGCUGCAUGUCACGUUUAAGUUGUCUGAAGCUUUGCUGAGGGGCGUGGCCUGAGCUCCAGACCCGGAAACGCCACGAAGACACCAAGGUGUCCGAGGUUGGGUCCGAAGCCAGACCGGGGGUUUGGAUGGUCUCGGUCAGGCAGUGGAGAGUGCCACGUCAGUGGACACGCCCCCAGCAGCUUCCUCAGCCCUGUCCUGGGCUGAAGCGCUCGAGUUUCUGAAGGAGCCACGCAGCUCGGACCUGUGCGUCUCUGGUCCUGACCGCAGCUGCUCAUGAGCCAGUGUCCAGCUCUGAAUGUGGGCGGCACUCGCGCGGCGUGAUGGAGGCCAAGUCCGAAUUGUCCAAAGAUGUCGCCGGUCCAUCUUCACCUGAAUAUGUCGCGACCUGAAGAGCACAACAACGGUGGCUGUUACUUUUGACUCUGUGCUGUGUUAGCUGUGUGUGUGUUCAAGGGACCUUGUGUGUCGUAGAGCUAGUCUUCAGUCUAGAGCCGUCUUUCCUCCUGCACACAAAGCUCUCUGGGACCUUCGCGGCGGAAUGUGUCUGGCGAGUCCUCGACACGGACCUGUGGCGGCGACGUCGCGCUGCAGCAUUUCGGAUUGUAUCGGAAAGCUACGACAGGAAGUUAGCUUAGCACAAAGGCUGAACGACUUGUUGGAUGGAGAGCUGCUUGAUCUUGGGAUGCUAAUCGUGCUAGCUAGCAUGUCGUGACAACUGGUUCACAUGGAUGUGGAUUUGGGUCCUUCCUCACCUGGGGAUCCACUGGCUCUACUCCCUUGUGACCUGGGAGGAGGUGCGGGGCAGGCCCAGUGAUCAUAUCCGUCAGUGGUCCUGGAGCACCUCAGGGUUGGGCCUGAUCUCUGACCUGCGCUAACAACAAAGCUAAUGCUACGAUGAUCCGAGGAGGAGUCCAAGGGACACGCGUGAGAUCCUCGUGGAGUGAAGCUGACCUGCAUCCAUGUGAACUACUGUAGUCUGGCAGCAGCUGGUGCUGACGGGAGAGCUUCUUCCCACCAGAGGGGGAGCUGUUGCGCUACUUCACCUGUGACCUCCAGACCUAUCCUCACUACUCUCCGUCACCAAGGCCAAACGGGACGCAGUGACCACACAGCCGAGCUCUUGCCUGCAUGAUUCUCUUUUCUAAGUCGACUGUCGAGUACAAACUGUAUUGUAUUUUUUUGUAUCAUGAGGUUGUGACUGUUGUUUUUAUUCUAUUGUACAUAAGAAGCACUUUAUUUUAAGUUUUUCAAUAAAUGAAUCAAAUAAAUGUUUUUGAACGAAA